AGGCAGCAUUUUGCAAAUCACACGCGAAAUCUCGCGAGAAGAGGUGAGAUUAAAUAUGGCGGCGCCCUUGUGCUGAUAUGCUUCUGGUCUGCUGCUGAUGACUUUGCUUGCUGAAAACCAACAAACAAAAACUUCAAAUUUCGCGGAACUCGUGCAGUUGCUUUGCUGAAUAUUUAAUGAUGGAGACACGCAGCUCUAAAGUUUCAGAUAACCCUGGGAAACUAGAGAAACACGUGGACGAUGUGAAUACAAGCCCUGCCCAGAGAAGAAUAUCACCUCGUACUCUUGCACUAACAACCCCGGGAAAUGGAUUCACAAAGAGAAGUGAAAGGAUAAAAAUCACUACAGUUCAGCGUGGAAAGAGUGUUACUCAGGAAAAUGUUCUCAAGCGACACCAGAGCACUCGCACAGGAGAGAAACCGUAUGAUUGUUCAUGUUGUGGGAAAAGGUGUACUCGCCAGAUUGAUCUCCAAAGACACCAGAAAAUUCACACAGAAAAGACGUAUUGCUGCUCACAGUGUGGGAAGAAUUUUAAGCGUCUCAGUUGUCUCCGGCAACAUCAACGCAUUCAUACGGGAGAGAAACCAUAUCAGUGUACACAAUGCGGGAGUGUUUUUACACAAUACAGUUCUCUCCGACAACACCUUCGCGUUCACACAGGAGAGAAGCCGUAUCACUGCUCGCAGUGUGGGAAGAGUUUUUCUCAACAAGGCAAUCUGCAAACGCACCUUCGCUUUCACACAGGAGAGAAGCCGUAUCCAUGCUCACAAUGUGGGAAGAGUUUUCGUGACAGGAGUAGUCUUAAACGACACCAGCCCAUUCACACAGGAGAGAAGCCGUAUCACUGCUCGCAAUGUGGGAAGAGUUUUAGUGACAGACGUUAUCUUAAACAACACCAGCGUGUUCACACAGGACAGAAGCACUUUUUCUGCUCACAGUGUGGAAACAGUUUUUCUUACCAAAGCAGUCUGCAAGCACACCAGCGCAUUCACACAGGAGAGAAGCCGUAUCAAUGUUCACAAUGUGGGAGUCGUUUUACACAACACAAUUCUCUCCGACAACACCUUCGCAUUCACACAGGAGAGAAGCCGUAUCACUGCUCGCAAUGUGGGAAGAGUUUUGCUCAUCAAAGCAAUCUCCGAACGCACCUUCGCGUUCACACAGGAGAAAAGCCGUAUCAGUGCUCGCAAUGUGGGACGAGUUUUAGUGAAAGGAUUACUCUUAAACGACACCAGCGCAUUCACACAGGAGAGAAACCAUAUCGGUGUUCACAAUGUGGGAGUGGUUUUACACAACACGUUCAUCUCCGAAGACACCUUCGCAUUCACACAGGAGAGAAGCCGUAUCACUGCUCACAAUGUGGGAAGAGUUUUGCUCAUCAAUGCAGUCUGCAAACGCACCUUUGCAUUCACACAGGAGAGAAGCCGUAUCGAUGCUCGCAAUGUGGGAAGAGUUUUAGUGACAGACGUUAUCUUAAUGGACACCAGCGCAUUCACACAGGAGAGAAGCCGUUUUUCUGCUUACAGUGUGGAAAGAGUUUUUAUUACCAAAGCAGGCUGCAAGCACACCAGCGCAUUCACACAGGAGAGAAACCAUAUCAGUGUUCACAAUGUGGGAGUGGUUUUACACAACAUGGUCCGCUCCGAAAACACCUUCGCAUUCACACUGGAGAGAAGCCGUAUCACUGCUCCCAAUGUGGGAAGAGUUUUAGUGAAAGGUGUACUCUUAAACGACACCAGCGCAUUCACACAGGAGAGAAGCCGUAUCACUGCUCGCAAUGUGGGAAGAGUUUUGCUCAACAAAGCAAUCUGCAAACACACCAGCGCAUUCACACAGGAGAAAAGCCACAUCACUGCUCACAGUGUAGGAUGAGUUUUAGUGACAAGAGUACUCUUAAACAACACCAGCGUGUUCACACAGGAGAGAAGCCGUAUCACUGCUGGCAAUGUGGGAAGAGUUUCGGUCAACGAAGCAGUCUGUGCAAACACCAGCGCAUUCACACAGGAGAAAAGCCGUAUCACUGCUUGCAAUGUGGGAAGAGUUUUGCUCAACAAAGCAGUCUGCGCAAACACCAGCGUGUUCACACAGGAGAGAAGCCGUAUCACUGCUUGCAAUGUGGGAAGAGUUUUACUCAACAAAGCAGUCUGCAAACACACCAGCGCAUUCACACAGGAGAGAAGCCAUAUCAAUGCUCACACUGUGGGAAGAGUUUUAGUGACAGGAGUAGUCUUAAACGACACCAGCGUGUUCACUCAGGAGAGAAGUUGUUUUGUGCUCCAAGUGUGGGAAAAGUUUCAUGGUUGUAAAUAUGUUUAAAACACACAAAUGUAUACACUGAAUCUGUAAUCCUGAUUUCAUGCUUACAGUAAAACACUGAUUUUUGUCACCUUAAGAGCACUGGUAGGCACUCACAUCUCACCUUGCCACCAUGCCUUGGAGAAUGCAGUCUUGUCCUACUGUAUAUGGAUUUUAUUUGUAUAGAAUGACAAAGCUCUCUACUACUUUCUACUAACAUGGUGUACGUAAAUAAAGUAUAGGGUAAAGUUAGCUAAAAUGAGCCAGAUAAGGUUGGAGCAUCAUAGCCUUUUAGGUUUUUACAGCCAAUCACAAUAACUGAUCUUACAUUGUUGCUAAAACACUAGUUGACAUUUAACAAUAGUUCUGUUUGGUCUAAAGUUCUUAAAGUGGGCAGGGCACAGUGUUAUAUGAAGCAUGUUAGAGAAAUUGUAUGUUAAGUGAACAUGGCAUAGUAAAUUUCAUUCAUCACUAAUAAGGGUGAUAAAACAAUUAUAAGUAAGCUUACCAAUGAAGCAAAAAGUCUAUGAAUAAUGUUUUGACAUGCUCUUUUAAAUAAAAACAUUUAAAUGUAAAAAUAAACUUUGAUUUUUGUGAAAAAAAAGUCAUUUUUAGGGUAGUGGCCCAUUUUAGCUUAACCAGCUAGCUAAAAUGGGCCACAUACACACACUCUUACACAGAAAUUACACAGAAAUUGAGGGUGAAAAUGGGUUCAUAGGCCUAGAUAUAUAUCCAUACAAAGUAUUUUUUUGAUAUUUUGCGUUGCAGACAGUAUGCCAGGAGGAUGGGCAAAGAAAAGAAAAAGAGAGAGAAGAAAAAAAAGGAAAAGGAAGGAAGAUGUCAAUACAGCCAGUGGAGAAAGGACAGAAUGAGGCGUGCCAUUAAUGAAUACCAGGAGAUAGUUGAGAGAGGGCCAGCAUUAAAUGUUUGCUUUUUAGCAAGGGCUUGGAACAUUCCAAAGACCACUUUGCAUAGGCGCAUUU
Molecule: messenger RNA, 3278 nt
Organism: Ictalurus furcatus (blue catfish)
Lineage: Eukaryota; Metazoa; Chordata; Actinopteri; Siluriformes; Ictaluridae
Product: zinc finger protein 271-like
Exons: 2
Coding region: 177-2306 (709 amino acids)
Biological process (GO): regulation of transcription by RNA polymerase II
Cellular component (GO): nucleus
Molecular function (GO): RNA polymerase II transcription regulatory region sequence-specific DNA binding; DNA-binding transcription factor activity, RNA polymerase II-specific
Source: RefSeq, a predicted model, not a curated record